Molecule: messenger RNA, 1384 nt
Organism: Xylaria bambusicola
Lineage: Eukaryota; Fungi; Ascomycota; Sordariomycetes; Xylariales; Xylariaceae
Exons: 4
Coding region: 429-995 (188 amino acids)
Source: RefSeq, a predicted model, not a curated record
CUACCUACUUACUUACGUAGCAGUAGCAUUGCACCGGGAACCCCUCCUUCCAAAACGCCCUUUUAUUACUCUCCCGUCUUCCCCUCCUUUUACCCUCUUCUUCUCUUUCUCCCGGCUCUCCAAGGCUUCCUCCUCUUUGACCUUGCAUUCUAUCCCGCAAACCUUCGUCUACAUCACAUAGCUUCUCGCCAAUCUGCGAUACGCCACAGCGAGCAGCAGCUUCGUCAUCAGCAACAGUGAAUUGAUAUCCAACCUCAACCCGCCAUAUCCCUCAACUCCCAGCUCUAUCGAAGGUAGCUAUACUUCCUCCUCAGCUUCCACAUUCUUUCUACUUGCGAUCCAUUCGCUAACGGCGCCCACAGCUGGAUUGAGAGCAUAUACCUUCCUGACUAGCUGAAUUUCACAUUCAAGACCACGCCUAAUCCACCAUGGCCGAACCUUUGUCCAAGGUCGAUAGUGCCGUACAAGGCCUCUCAUCCUCACCACCCAAGGAGAAGUCUCAUAGGAAGAGUUCAAGUGUUCCCGGGGUACCAAGCGUGAAGGAAAUGUACAACACCAAGACGCCGCUUAAGGUCUCAAUAGAAACACAGAAAUCUGGCUGGAAAAUCAACACUUCAGCCAGCUCGGUUGACGACAAGGAUAUUCUCACCAAGCCGCUGGUCACGCCCUUGGUAAGAGUAAUCGACCUACAAUUCUCACUUGGUACUACGGUGACGGCGCGGAAUAAAUUCGGAGUCACGAUCAAAGAUGCAUUCGAUGCAAUCUACAAGACACAGAAGAAGAAGGCCGACGAUGAGCUCACCGAGCCGUACCUGAAGGGCUUUGAGUGGCCACCGGCACAUCCUAGCUGGGAGGAUGAGAUGUCAAAGUUAAAGGAAGAGGACAGAGAUCGCACAAGGGAAAAGGAAUGGGGCACCCUCCUCAUCCAUCUAUCAGCUACCCCCGAGACGAGCAACGUCGGCGGUGGCAAGAAGAAGAAGAAGGGUGCCGAAUAGGCGCUUUCUGACAACCUUCAACCGAAUCUGACACACCACUUGAUACCUUGCGCGCCAACGCCACUUCAACUCUUCCCUCAUAUGCGUGCAGCGUAAUGUGAUAGAUUCUGCAGAUGGUAUCAAUUGCAUGAGACAUAGCGCUCACUCGGAAGCGGGGUUCGAAGUUCUGCCACGAAGCACUGGCAUGUACUCAUAGUCCAAUCGCGACGCUUAGUGUAUGACUUAAUCAACAAUUACAACUACCGCACUGACGCAAACUGGUAGCCGAAAAGUUGCUGUGAGGGAUGAUUGGUCAUUUACCUGGCGACCCAUGGGCUACCUGCGUACUUCGAUACUACUCUGUCGAGUGAAAUGCACCUACUGGCAUAACAGUCAUUGCGUAAUCAUCU